Pochonia chlamydosporia 170 is the source of this 1482-nucleotide messenger RNA. Its product is annotated as histone-fold protein. The record is from RefSeq and is a predicted model, not a curated record. The coding region runs from base 1 to 1482 and encodes 493 amino acids. The transcript has a single exon. Lineage: Eukaryota; Fungi; Ascomycota; Sordariomycetes; Hypocreales; Clavicipitaceae.
AUGUCUACCCAGCCUACCUCCUUCUCAAACUUCAACAUCACAAGUGGUCGUCUCGCUUUCGGAGGUCUGCACAACCUCUGGCAAACUUCACAAUCUCCCCAUACCCGCAAGGAAACAGAGCACGCAGAAUACAAAGAGUUUGGACGUUACAGCAUCCCUGCACGACUUGGUUCUUGGAACGCAUACCAGCUUCAAUGGCUGAAGACGUCAAUUCCCGGCGCAUGGUUCGCCUGUCACAUUGACGAAGAUCCAAACGCAAGUUUGCGCAAGAUUCUCCGAGUAGCCGGAUCACCAUACCAACGCGAUCCGGGGCAACAGUCCAACAAUGAUGAAACCAGAGCAGAAGGUGUCUACCUCAUCAACAGAUACGAUUGGUGCUACUACGAUGAGACUUGCCAGUCAGACAUCAUUGCCAUGUCUGGCGAUUAUGACGCCAAGUCCAUGUUCUACGACGACUGCAUCGGCAUCAUUGACCAAGAACAUACAGAAACACAGGUCAAAAUAUGGGCAUGCCAAGAUCCAAGACAGCGACAGCCGUCACCAAACGGUGUCUGGAUGCACACUCCCGGCUCAGAAUACAACUUUGGCAGAAUCCUCUUCGACAACAACUUCAGCGAAGCCCGUGCCUUUCUCCUCUUCCACACAACCACCGAAUUUGAGCAAAUCAACUUCCCUGGCAUGCAAGAACCCAUCAUCAAACACGAAUCAGACGAGGAAUGGUUCCUCAGAAUCGUCUCCGAAGGCCGUGACUUAUCUGGCAUCCAAAAGAUCCACGACUUUUACAAACCUCUUCCCAAUGGUCUAAACCACAUGGCAAAAAGCACCAUCACUCCGCCCCCUGAGGACGAACGCCUCGGACCGUUCGACCCCAAACAUUACAUCCUGGACACGCACGACCUGCAAGCCCUGCUGAUACACUCCGCGCGACCUAGGAAGAUCCCCGCAGAAAAUUCAAUCGAUGAGUUCUACACACAGCCUGCGAUGUAUCCACCGCGUAUUCCUGAGCAGUGGCGCACACAUGUCCUUGAGCUUCUGAAUGAGCUUGUUCUGACGUAUUUGUAUACUCAUGCCCUUCCUUUCCGGUCCUGCAAGUCGAUAGACGAAAUUGAGAAGAUCACGUUUGACCGAAAAGCCGUGAUGGGGAAUCCUCAUAGUGAUAAUUUGGAGAGCCAUCUCCUUGCUUAUUUUUGCGAGCCACGGACUCUACAGGUGCGGGAUUUGAAUCUGGGGGCUUUGGGGGUUCGUAUUAGAGCGUUUCUAGAGGCUUUUGCGGGGGACGAGCCUGUUGCUUUUGAUGAUGAGUGCAUGUUGGGUUUUGCAACGGCGGUUCCCAAGUUGGUGAUUGACUUGUUGAGAAACGCGCCGGGUCUUCCUGGCGUGGGACAUAUUGUCCCCGAGGGUAUUAGGUUGACGGUUUACUUUGAUGAUGCGCUCUUGGGGGCGGUAUGUCGUUCGUCCUUUUUCUGGAGUGGAGGGCCAUAA